This is a messenger RNA of Aspergillus lentulus, 1074 nucleotides long. RefSeq lists its product as uncharacterized. NCBI's taxonomy places the organism in Eukaryota, Fungi, Ascomycota, Eurotiomycetes, Eurotiales, Aspergillaceae. The record is from RefSeq and is a predicted model, not a curated record.
AUGGGAAGAAUCAUGCUUGUCUGCCUCGUAGGCAGUAUCACGGCCUUUUCCAUUCUCGCUGAUCUUGCUAUCUCCAUUACUUCCUACAUGCUUCAAGAGAGCCCAUCAAACGAACCCAACUCUACCAAAUGGAGCAGCGUAUCUCUCUCAGCCGUCAAUUUCAUACUUGUUGGUCUUCUGUCCUACCGAUUAUACCUUGAGAGCGAACCUCAAGCGACGGAAUGGGUCCUGUGGAAAAUCCGAGCUCGCGCUCUCUUCAGUCUCAUCAUCUUUAUCAAUAUCGGCGUCAUCAGCGGUGAGAGGGUGCAACACCUGUACUCCAGCAGUCCAAAUAGUUCAUCCAGCAGCGUUUGGCUCUCUCUGAACAUAGCCCAUGCCGUCGUAUGGACGAUCUCAGCAUACUGUCAAGGAUUCCUCUGCGCCCUCUCGUUCGUCCUCUCCAACAUCCUCGACAACCAAUCCGGUCGAGUGUCCAAUUUACCCAUUAAUAUCGGCCGCACAGCCGAAUCAGUCUUUUCAACGACCAACCUCAUCUCACCCCAAAGUCCACAGUGGAGGAAUUCCCUCCUAUCACCCGUCCCCUCCUUCCUCGAACCCUUACCAUCCCCUCAGAGCGAGAUGAGUGUCAGAACAAGCAUCCUCCGCUCCCCGCUCCCAAACUACUACACCUGCAAAGACCCCGAACCACUACUCCUGCAGACACGCACCAGGGAAAAGUCGCUCCAAUCGACUCCUUCCAUCGACACCGUCAUUCGGUGUCCUGAAUCCAAGGAGGAAAGCGGCAUCACGCCGGCUCCCACCCCGACCGCUCGCGAGUCCCUCCUCGAGGCUAUUGAGAAGAACAUCCACCCACUCUUCAGACCUAGCACGCCGCAUCUUUCUCCAAUGCCGAAUAUGUCCACUUCGAUUAUUGCUCCGUUGGAAGGGCGUGACCAGACCGUGUCCUUACCACGCCAGAGGGAAGUCGUCGAUCCGCAGCUGUCGUCUGAAACAGCACAGCCUAUACUACCAUUUUACGUUCUCAAUGCGACGGCGAGGAAAAGCCUUGCGCGGUAUGAAGAUAGUAAAGUUUAG